Molecule: messenger RNA, 2058 nt
Organism: Penicillium malachiteum
Lineage: Eukaryota; Fungi; Ascomycota; Eurotiomycetes; Eurotiales; Aspergillaceae
Product: tat pathway signal sequence domain-containing protein
Exons: 5
Coding region: 1-2058 (685 amino acids)
Source: RefSeq, a predicted model, not a curated record
AUGCGUCUUGACAUUGCUUCGGUCGUCGGCCUUGUCAUUGCUCCUGCAUUGGCAGGUUGCCCAUAUGCUCGAGAUCUCGGCUUGAAUGUCGACGAUAAUGAGAAUCCUCACAUCAAUGCCGCUCGUGGGGUUCCCUCCAAAAGCUCAUCAACAGCUAUCCCGUCAGCUACACCCGCCGUUGGAAAGAAGGGUGUUUUCUAUAUGAACCGCAUCGGACCUUCAGGAUCUCAGUUAUGGAUUUCCAACGCGGACGGAACAAAUGCGACACAAUUAAUGGGUAAUAAGACCGAUGCCUUUAAUUAUCACCCUACCUGGUCGCAAGAUGGAAAAUGGAUCGUUUUCACUAGCGAACAACGCGGAGCAGGCCAGUCCGACUUAUACCGUGUGCGCCCCGAUGGAACGGGCUUCGAAACGCUUAUCGACACCGACAGCGCGGAGGAUGCUGGUACAUUAUCGCCGGAUGGAAACACUCUGGCUUAUGUUUCCACACAUGGGAAUUACACCAUGAACGUCUGGGUCAAGGGCCUCCAAACUGGCGUCGCCCAGAACCUUACCGAUACCCCGGAGAACCGUGCUGAUAACACCUGGCCCACUGGCCACUUCCGCCCUUCAUGGUCUCCUGAUGGAAAAUGGCUCGCCUUCAGUUCGGACAGAAACAACGACUGGACUGGCCACAGUGAUGGAGUUGGUUGGGAACACACCCAAAAUCUUGGUCUAUACAUUGUUCGCCCCGAUGGAACUGGCUUCCGUAAGAUCCUACACGAGCACGGCUUUGCUUUGGGUACACCUCAAUGGUCGCCUGAUGGAAAGCGCCUUAUCUAUAACAACAUGACAAGAGAGAACACCUACUACGCCCACGGUGUCUCCACUGAGCAGGUUCUAGUCGCUUCUCAGAUCUACAGUGUUGAUGUGGCUACCGGAAAGCAUAUUGUCAAGCACACCUCUGACGACCACCUCAAGGUUGGCCAACACUUUAUUGGCAAUUCGACUAACAUUGGGUAUUUGAUCAAGGCUGGUACAUCGGAAGGAAUUAGCUAUAUCUCCCCUGAUAAGACACACAAAUCUUUCAACCUGACUGGUCUGCGUGAGCCCUCUUGGUCUCCUGAUGGCUCUAAGAUUGUCUACAAUGUGCUUAACUGGGAUCAGCAGCCUGGUGAGCUCCAGCUCUGGAGCUUUGAUGAUGAAUGGGAUUACCGCUACAUGGAUGUCUUCCCCAUGCACAAUGUUCCUUCCAACACCCUAGGUAUUACACAGAAGGUUCUGGGAGGCGCCAAUAGCUCCCUCGUGACUUCAUCAACAAAGUACACCAACCUGAUUGACUCACUCGACUCCUAUGACAUUUACUCUGCCGACAACAGCACUGAGGUUGAGUGGCUGGUUGAGGGUAACUCCGGUGCUUUCCAGCCCUCAUUCAAUCCCGACGGCGAUGAACUUGUUGUCGGAUUUGGUGCCUGGUUUGUGACCCGCUCCACUGACACUGGUGGUAUCUGGCGUGUCGCCGCCAACGGCACCUCGCACACCAACCUCACCGACUUGCAAAACAACGCCGGUUUCCCCACCUGGUCUCCCAAUGGAACAGCCAUCGUUUACCGUCUAUGGGACAUCGAGAGUGGCGCUCCCAAGGGUCUCCAGCUCUUGAAUUUCACUACUGGCGAGACCACCAGGUUGACCCACGGCUGGGAUAACACCCCUGGCUGGUCUCCCGACGGAGAGCGUAUCGUCUUCACCCGCAAUAACAACUGGACCGAGUCUUACGGUGCCCGUUGGUACGCUGAUCGCUUUGAUAUCUACACAGUCCGCCCCGAUGGCUCCGAUUUGACUCAGGUCACGGACAGUCUGGCCAAUGACGCACACGCCGUUUGGUCUCACGAUGGCCGCAUCAUGUGGUCUACCGGAAUGUACGGUUUCAAGGAUGAGAGCGCCCUGUACGACAACACUUUCCAGCCUUAUGGUCAGAUCAUGGUCAUGAACUAUGAUGGAACUGAUAAGCACAUCGUCACGGAUACGAUUUGGGAGGAUUCUAUGCCGCUUUACAUGCCUAACGAGUACCUUGAAUAG